This is a messenger RNA of Hypoxylon trugodes, 1158 nucleotides long. RefSeq lists its product as uncharacterized. NCBI's taxonomy places the organism in Eukaryota, Fungi, Ascomycota, Sordariomycetes, Xylariales, Hypoxylaceae. Gene Ontology annotation, molecular function: ubiquinone binding. The record is from RefSeq and is a predicted model, not a curated record. Bases 199 to 924 code for a protein of 241 amino acids. Gene Ontology annotation, cellular component: mitochondrion. The transcript has a single exon. Gene Ontology annotation, biological process: cellular respiration; ubiquinone biosynthetic process.
UAUGCGAAUCAUCGCAAGUUCUUGCCGUAUAGCAGCUUCAAUUUUCUUUUUUAAUUGUACAGGGGCUUAGAAAAAUAGAUUGGUUGGGGGGUUAGAAUGGGACUGUUAUAGACAUUCGCUAAACUCACAAUCUCCUCUUCGUUACCUAUUUCGCAACCUUCCUCGAACCGCCCGGACAACCAAGCCCAUACCUCUCCGAUGUCGACACCACGCACCUUCACCCAAACCGCACGCCUCAUCUCAAGGUCCAAACCCCGACCAAACCAUUUACACAUCCACCAAACCCGCCGCACAUUCCUAACCUCAACCCCGCAAACUCUAACCGCAGCCCGGCGUCUCCCCUACAACCACGAACGCCUCUACGACCUAAUCGCCGACAUCGACAGCUACAAGCGUUUCCUCCCCUACUGCAAGAUCUCACGCAUAACGCACUGGACCCCCCCAACCCCCUCACAAUCAACCCAUUUCCACAACCGCCGCUGGCCAACCCGCGCCGACUUAACCGCCGGCUGGGGCGGUUUCGAAGAAACCUACACCAGCCGGGUAUUCUGCGUCCCUUCCAGCGGCAUCGUAGAAGCCAUAAGCGGAAACGCAUAUUCCGAGAUCCCAGCAGCAGAACUACGCCAACAUAGCUUAACCGACCCCGGACCACUAUCCUCGUCACAGCCUAAUAACGGAGUAUUCGAGAGUCUGGUAACUCGAUGGACGGUACUACCAGCCACAGAAGCGACGCGCGCCGAUCGGUUCCAGCAUGAUUGGAGCGACGUCCGGCUUAGUAUCAAGUACCAGUUCGCGAACCCGUUAUAUAUGGCUGUGAGCGCCGCUGUGGCGGAUAAGGUUGCGCCUGUUAUGGUGGAGGCUUUUGUCGAGCAGGCGCGGCGUAUAUUAGGGGAGACAGGGAAGGAUGUAGAGAUAUUACGGUGAGGCUUGGAUGUUAAUGAGAUAGGAUAAAUAAUAAUGUACUAUAUGAUGGGUACGGGAUCCUAACUAGUCACUCCCCUCAUGGGUGGAUGCGGGUUGAUAUAGACGGGCAAGACAUUGAGUAGACUCGCUAGUUAGCAUGGACUCCAUGUCUGUGUGUAUUCAUGGGUUGUAAAAAGGAAACAUAAAAAACUAAGAUUAUAAGGUCACGAUAAGACUCAAUGUCAACGAAAAACA